This is a messenger RNA of Cercopithifilaria johnstoni, 1632 nucleotides long. The record is from the annotation of a GenBank genome assembly. NCBI's taxonomy places the organism in Eukaryota, Metazoa, Nematoda, Chromadorea, Rhabditida, Onchocercidae.
AUGUCAUCUGGCAGCCUGAUAGUGGAUAAGCCUUCAUCUACAGUAUCUUUUUUACCUCUAAAAACUGAAUUCGAUCUCAACUCGCAUAACCAAACAAAUCACUUAAAGAAUUUGUCACCGAUGGAAUUGGUUAAAUUGGGACAACAUUUUCAGUUGGAUAUAAAUAAUCAACAGACUCAGCAACAUUAUUCCACCCUUCCAACAUCCACAUCAAAUAAUUGGGAUCCUACCGAACAUUUUGGCUCAUUGAAGGUUUGCUCUUAUGAGGUUGCUAAAAACAGUUCAACACCUUAUACGGAUGCAACAAAUUGUAAAAAAUCGAGCAAUCAUAUUAAACGUCCAAUGAAUGCUUUUAUGGUUUGGUCGCAAAUGGAACGUCGGAAGAUUUGCGAAACUUCACCGGAUAUGCAUAAUGCGGAAAUUAGCAAAAGGCUUGGCUUACAAUGGCGUCAAUUAUCGGAUAGUGAGAAAGCGCCAUAUAUUGCGGAAGCAGAACGCUUACGUGUAAUGCAUAUGAAGGAAUAUCCGGAUUAUAAAUAUAAGCCACGAAAGAAGCCAAAAAAGGGUGCAGAUGGACAGGUUGCUGUAUCUGCAAGUAAUUCUUGUCCGGUAUCCUGUCAGGCAGUACGACAAAAUGGCGUUACUUCAUCGAUUACUGGUGCUAGUCGACUAAAAACACAUAAACGCGUACUUGGUUUAUCAAUGAAUAGUCAUAAUGAAACUCAUCAUUUAUCAUUUUCUGGUAAAUCGAUGAAGAUUGACCAUGAUGGUAUUCGUUAUUUAAAUUCGACCACGAAUGAUUUGAAGACAUCACCUAUUGCAAAUGUUGUUAUAAAACAGGAAGGAUUAUUUCAACAGCCGUUCCCGUCACCUAAUAAUUUUGUUAGUACACCAAUGACACCGGAAAGCGGUUUUUACGAUGAUUUUUAUACCUCAGCUCAACAUUCCACCGCUUCAAUGUAUUCCUAUUCGACAGCCAAUGUACCAUCGCAACAUCUAUUAAUUCCUUGUACAAAAAUGAAUCAUAUGGGUGAUGUAAAUACUUCCUAUAGCACAAGCAACAAUAGCACAUUGUCGAUGAUGCAUCAUCAGCCCAUCUCUGCAUACUAUCAGCAACCAUCAACUGGACAAUCACCAAUUGCCAAUCCGAACAACAAUUCGGUGACCGCUGACCAGGAUGAAUUGCGUUCGAUGUCAAGCGGGUCGAGUAGUGGAUAUGGAAGUACAGGAACAGCUGUUGAUACGGAAACAGUUACAAGUUCAGUCCCUACUAUCACUCAUGUAAUUAAUGUACGUUCCCCGGUUUGCUCCGUGUCAUACUAUCCAUCAAGUGGACCCAACACUAACUCUGAUCCAUUUGUUUCAAACGGUUCAAUCCGGCAACCAUCUGCGCCACCACCAGCACCAUUACCACAACUACCAGCACCACCACUACAAUCAGAUGAUCCAAGUCAAUCUCAACUUGAUGCAGAGCUUCUACCAUCAAUCAGUGACUUUCAGUUUCCAGCCGCGAUGAAUAAUGGUAUGUGGGGAGCACCGAUCAAUGCAGAUUUGUGGACUGCGACAUCGAUGCAUACAAAUCAUCAACUUACACGAACAACAAAUUAUGAUACCUACUGCAAUCGAAUGUAA